AUGUCUGCCAACUGCUGUCUGCGAUCCCUGCUGACAUUGCUGCAUGGACUGAUUGGUCUAGGGACAGGAUUCUUCUGUUUGUAUUCGCUCAUUGGCUGGAGUUUUGAUACAACUUGUCUGCCAAAAAUGAUAGAUGCAUCUGGAAACCUGCUAAUUUUUAAGAAUGGACUGCCGGUGAUUUGUGAUGGCUUGGUCUACGGAAUGGCUGUCGUCUGUGUUAUUAACUUUGCAAUGUGUCUAAUCAUUAACUGGUUGUGGCCUAAUGUCUGUGUUGCCUUCAUCAAUUUGCUGCUGACUGUGAUUUACAUCUCCUUUGCUGUUAUGGGAGGCACCACCAUUGCCAUCUAUUACAUCGUCUGGUGCGACACCUUGGAGAGAAGAUUUCCUGACUCACAUGGCUGUCAGGAUGCUGCAGAGAGGUAUGACUCAUACAACGCUACAGGAGAAAUGAGUUUGUACAAAACACGUAUGGAGGUCCAGAUGGUGAGCAUAUGGGCAGUGUUUCCAGUCAUCGGUUUCACUAUUAUCUCCUAUGCAUUGAUCAUGCGUAUCUUCGCUAAACCAGAUGCCAGAGAUGGGCGACUGAGAUACGUCAUCCUAGAUGAGGAGGCCACGCCUCUCCUGAAUCCUGACAAUACAGAGGUCAACGAGAACAUUUAUUCUAAUGACAAUAUAGCCAGUAGACGAUCAGUGUCCAACAAUCCUUUUGAUAAUUAA
This is a messenger RNA of Candidula unifasciata, 717 nucleotides long. Lineage: Eukaryota; Metazoa; Mollusca; Gastropoda; Stylommatophora; Geomitridae. The record is from the annotation of a GenBank genome assembly.